This is a messenger RNA of Branchiostoma belcheri (Belcher's lancelet), 548 nucleotides long. RefSeq names its product rheacalcin-1-like. The transcript has 5 exons. Bases 51 to 548 code for a protein of 165 amino acids. The record is from RefSeq and is a predicted model, not a curated record. NCBI's taxonomy places the organism in Eukaryota, Metazoa, Chordata, Leptocardii, Amphioxiformes, Branchiostomatidae.
UCGCGAGUGUUUACAGUUGUUCCUAAAAUCUUAAGAAGUGACCAAGGAACAUGUGGUGUCUUCGGAUUCUCGUCGGGUUUCUCGUGGUUACCUUCAAUUUUGGUGGUACUUUAGCGUGUGAGAGCGGGUGGACAGAGUACCGAGGGGCCUGCUUCAAACUCUUCAAUGAGGAAGUCACACUGGCGUUUGCGGUGGAUGCUUGCCGUACUUCUCUCAUGCCUGAAACAACAGAUACAACCAUAGUGAAGCCGAAGACCCGCGGUAUCCAGGCCUUGCUGAACGGGAUGAUGAUCGGACAUCCGGAGGACGACUUCUGGUUGAGCAUGCUGAACGUGAAUGCCAAUGGUUGGGCAUACCUGGAUGCUGCAGUGGUAAAUGACUGUGAUUGGACGAACUGGGGCCCGGCGUCCAAUGGCGAGGCCAGUUCCAGCGACGGGGAUUGGGGAGAACAGUGCGCCAAAAUGACCGGCUCUACAGGUUGGGCGUGGGAUGACGCCGGCUGUACAAGUCAGGGAAAAUACAUCUGUCAAUCUGGAAUCUCCAAUUAG